AUGUCGGUGUAUGCCGAUCUCCCUUCAAGCUUGCAAAGGUUGGAGCUAAAGGGGGCCAGAGACUUCUCUAUUGAACGUUUCAACGAAUUAAAGUUGCCCAAUUUGAAAUAUUUGCGAUUGUCUGAGUUCAAUAUUGAGGCUUCGUUGGAAACCGUCGAGCUCCUACCACGCUUGAAAACGUUUUUGCUCUUAGAAAAUCAAAUAUCCAGCUUGGCUAAUGCUCAUUUUCCCGAUAACUUACUUAGGUUGGACCUUUAUUGCAACAAGAUAACUUCUUUGGAAAACGUUAAUUUCCCAUCACACUUGGAAGAGUUACUGCUUCGAGGAAACCAAAUAUCCAGCUUGGCCAACAUUCGUUUCCCAGAUAGUUUACUUAGGUUACUCCUUGACUCUAACAAAAUAACCUUGUUGGAAAAUAUUGAGUUUCCACCACACUUGGAAGCAUUAUGUCUCCUGGGAAACCAAAUAUCCAGCUUAGCCAAUGUUCAUUUCCCAGAUAGUUUACUUGGGUUGGCCCUUGACAAUAACAAGAUAACUUCGUUGGAAGCCGUUGAGUUCCCAUUACACUUGGAAGAGAUAUUUCUCCUGGGAAAUCAAAUAUCCAGCUUGACUAGUAUCCAUUUUCCCGAUAGCUCACUUAGGUUGGAGAUUGGCGCUAACAAGCUUGUGUCAAUCGAUUCCUUCCAGCUUCCUCCAAGGUUACAUAGCUUGGAUUUAUCCGAAAAUAGCUUGUCCAAGCAGGCCGUCCAACACCUAGACUUUCCCGACAGUUUGAAAACCUUAUAUAUGUAUGGUAACGCAUUCAAAAACUACGAUGAGUGGAAAGAAGGAAUCGAGCUGGCAUAUCCAGAGAUUGAUCUUGAUAAUUGGGUGUGGGACUGUAAGUAACAUUAGUUAUCCACGAAAAUACUUUCUAUAGGUAAGACAUAUAAAC
Molecule: messenger RNA, 934 nt
Organism: Babjeviella inositovora NRRL Y-12698
Lineage: Eukaryota; Fungi; Ascomycota; Pichiomycetes; Serinales
Exons: 2
Coding region: 1-888 (295 amino acids)
Molecular function (GO): protein binding
Source: RefSeq, a predicted model, not a curated record